AUGCCAGCUCAGAAAAAUAUGCUGGUGUUUGUGGCUCUCUUUUCUCUUUUGCGACUGGCCCAGUGUCAAAAGUUGCCAAGUUUUGACUUACUGGAGGAGUUUCAUGUGCCUGACUCAAGAGGAGUGAGGAGGGUGGACGGCUCUCAACCUGAGGCAGUGGCCUACCGGAUCAACCCCUCCAUCCAUCUACAGAAGUCCAUGAGCGACGUGUACCCAGAUGGACUUCCCUCCGACUACUCGAUCAUUGCAACAUUUAGGGCGACCAAAGACACUGCCAAGGAGUCCUGGAACCUGUGGCAGAUCAGUGACCCUGAGGGACAAGAGCAGGUUGGCCUUCGGUUCCAGGGUGAUACACGUUCCUUAGACUUCUUCUUCACAAGCCCCCAUGGGAGCCAGAUGCUGAGGACCUUCCAUGGUGUGGAGAAGGUGUUUGAUGGAGAGUGGCACAAGGUAGGACUGAGUGUGAAGGGCAGCCAGGUGAAACUGCUGAUAGACUGUGAAGAGAUCAGAGUGGAGUCCAUUGAUGAGCCAAGGCCAAUCAUCCACCAAGGAUAUACCUCCAUUGUAAAGCGUGCUGCAGGAGAUCGCUCUGUAUCUGUGGAUUUACAGCAGAUGGAAGUGUCAUGUGACCCAGAAAAGGCCUAUUCAGAAGGCUGCUGUGAGCUCUCGAGCGUGUGUGGAGGAUAUGCAGAGAUCGGCCUCACGGGGGGAAGACCCUCUUGCAAAUGUAUGCAUGGGCAGCCUGGCAUCCAGGGCGCUCCAGGACCAAAGGGUCAUAGAGGCCUUCCAGGAGAGGAUGGAGACCCAGGGAGACCAGGGAACUGGGGCAUAAGGGGGAACACAGGAGAUUAUGGCAACAUUGGCGAACCAGGCCCAAAGGGUGAAGAAGGAAUCAAAGGCGAGAAAGGAAUGAGAGGACCCUGGGGCCAAGUGGGAGACAGAGGUCCCAAAGGGCUGAAAGGAUUAAAAGGGGCAACGGGCUUUACGGGAAUUCGAGGACCACCUGGAGACAUUGGAGAGACUGGAAAAUCGGGAGAAGCUGGUGUUAAAGGCAUCAGAGGAUAUGAAGGGAUUCCUGGGUUUCAAGGAGUUAAGGGUGAAAAAGGGGCUUCUGGUGCAACAGGGCGACCUGGGCUUAGAGGAAAGCAGGGCAUUGUGGGAGAUCCUGGAGAAAGGGGAACUCCUGGACUGAAGGGGGAACCUGGAAUUCAAGGACCUGUGGGCAGAGCUGGCACCGUAGGACCAAAGGGCAUUAUUGGAGAUCUGGGCUUACCUGGCAGAGAUGGUGAUCCAGGAAUAGAGGCUUAUCAAGGACCACAGGGCCUCAGCGGAAAACUUGGACAAAGUGGAGCAAAGGGGGAGAAAGGCACCCUGGGGCCACCAGGAGAAAUGGGUCCCAGAGGGCAAACUGGCCCCAGAGGUUACAAGGGUUCUGCAGGAAAGCCAGGAAGACCUGGAUUUAUUGGCCCACCUGGACCCACUGGACAUGUGGGCAUGCCUGGAAAACAAGGGCCCAAGGGUGACACGGGAAUCCAGGGUAUUAAAGGAGUUACAGGUGUACAGGGAGAACAAGGAGUUAAGGGCCCAGCAGGACAGGUUGGAGACAGGGGUAAGCAGGGUCCUCGGGGAGGACGGGGGAAGCGCGGGCCUGCAGGCCCACCUGGACGUUCAGGUCCUGUCGGAGUCAAGGGUGUUCGAGGUGAACUUGGACCAGAUGGUUUUCAGGGGCCGCCAGGUCCCCCAGGUCCGACCCUCCCUGCUCAACACGUGAUUGAGGUUUGUAAGAAAGUGGUCCUGGAGCAGAUGUCCAUGUUUGCCAACUCAGUGAAGAGGACAUGUGCUGCUGUCUGUCCUCUGUACGGGGAUGUUCCCAUGGGUGCCCCUGGUCCCCCUGGACAGAAAGGACCCCCCGGACCACCUGGGGAUCCUGGUAAUCAUGGCACGGAAGGAGAAGUGGGCCCACCGGGAUUCUACGGAGAAGCUGGAGAGGCAGGCCGAAAAGGAGAAGCAGGUGACAGAGGAGAGCAAGGUGAUAAAGGAGCCAAGGGUUAUGGCCUACCUGGUAACACUGGAGACCCCGGACCAAAGGGUCAGCGUGGACGUCCUGGCAGAGCUCUCAAUGGCCAGCCUGGAAGGCAGGGUCAAAGGGGGCAUACGGGCCGGCCUGGGCUCAGGGGCCAUCCGGGUCUUAGAGGACCUCCAGGUGUGUGCAUCACCUCUGGGUGUGCUCAGCUGAACUCCACUGGUGGGACACCGCAGCCAGCAGAGCGAAGGAUGAGGAAUCAGCCAUAG
Messenger RNA from Pelmatolapia mariae (spotted tilapia), 2292 nucleotides. RefSeq names its product collagen alpha-1(IX) chain. The record is from RefSeq and is a predicted model, not a curated record. NCBI's taxonomy places the organism in Eukaryota, Metazoa, Chordata, Actinopteri, Cichliformes, Cichlidae. The coding region runs from base 1 to 2292 and encodes 763 amino acids. The transcript has 26 exons.